AUGCAUCAUGGUAUGUGUAACACACAAGCAACAUGCAUUCAAACAUUAUCACAUGAGAUUAAUUUGUCGGAUAUACACAUUUUACUUUGGACUGUAGCGUGUCGACUUAUUCGUACGCAUAAACAAUGUAUCCUGGUGAAUUCACAGCAAGGUUUUAAAGAACUGCCACCUUCUUAUGCGAUGGUUGCACAAUCAUCACAAUAUUCAGUACCAGUACAACAACAGGCAUCUCCGUAUGACAAUGCAAACCCAGUAGUAUCGUAUCCAAUGGGUGCUGGCACACCUUCUUCAAAGGCUUAUAAAUGGCCACGUCAAUCUGUUGGAUUGGUUUGUCCACGAUGUGGUGCUACAGUAACAACACGCGUUGAAAUCGCUAUUACAAUCAUUACUUUGAUUGGAGCAUUCAUUUGUUGUUGUAUCACUUGUAUUUUAGGAUGGCUUCCAUUCUGCUUACCAGCAUGCAAAAAAGUUACUCAUUAUUGCCCUUAUUGUAGCAGCAUUUUAGGUGUUCGCAAUGAACUACGAUAA
Messenger RNA from Rotaria socialis, 528 nucleotides. Lineage: Eukaryota; Metazoa; Rotifera; Eurotatoria; Philodinida; Philodinidae. The record is from the annotation of a GenBank genome assembly.